AUGAUAGAACGUGAGAGCGUUGAGAUAACAGCCCCUUCCCGAGAAAGGACUGGGGUUUUAAGCCCGGGGCUUGCCGCUGUUCGAGCAGUGGACGCCUUCUCCCGGCGGAAGCCCCUGGGAGCGAUAGGCGGAGCGAUAACCCUGCUCCUCAUUCUGGUUGCCCUCCUGGCCCCGAUUAUUUCCCCUUACCCGCCCCGUGAGACCCACGGGAAGUUCGUAUAUGCUCCACCGCAGAGCGCAUUCUAUCUGGGAACCGACCAUGUGGGUCGUGAUGUGCUGAGCCGGCUGAUACACGGUGCUCGCAUCUCCCUUUACGUGGGCUUAGGCAGCGUAUUGAUCGGCAUAACGGCGGGCUUUGUCGUGGGCGUGAUCAGUACCUACAUCGGAGGGGCGCUGGACCUGGCAGUCCAGCGCGUGGUGGACGCCCUGAUGGCCUUACCCGGCCUCAUCAUCGCCCUGGCGAUCAUUGCUGUGCUGGGCCCUUCAUUGAACAACGUUAUCAUCGCCAUCGUCGUUGGGAUGAUAGCGCCGGUCGUGCGUACCGUCCGCUCCCAGGUGCUGUCCAUAAAAGAGCUAGACUACGUAACCGCAGCCAGAGCGGUGGGCGCCUCCCCAGUUGCGCAUCAUUUUCCGGCACAUCGCACCGAAUUGUUUCGCUAUCUACCUUAUUCUGGCUACUUAUUAUUUGGGGUUCGCCAUCAUCAUCGAGGCCUCGUUGAGCUUCCUCGGAGUGGGCGCACCCCCAGAUGUACCCAGUUGGGGUGCAAUGUUGACCAGGGCGGCUCAAGAGCACAUAAAAACAGCGCCGUUGGUCGCUAUAUUCCCUGGCCUGGCUAUCUUCAUAGUAGUACUGGGGUUUAA
This is a messenger RNA of Geodia barretti, 861 nucleotides long. Lineage: Eukaryota; Metazoa; Porifera; Demospongiae; Tetractinellida; Geodiidae. The record is from the annotation of a GenBank genome assembly.